AUGGUUUGCCCAUCACCCAUUGACCAAUGGGCUUUCAGUCCAUGGGCUAUACAUACGUCGGCGUUUCGGUGCCUAAUCUUACUCAUUUGGAUCGUUCGUUCACAGCUCCUCCUUGGAAUUCUAUUAUCAUUUUUCUGUUCUUCAAUGGCGUCAAUGAAAGUGCUGUGUAGGUUAUCGUCUGGAUUGAAGCCUCUGCCUCUGAAGCUCAACAAGAAAGGGUCCAUCUCAGUCUCAGUUUCAGCUGAUAUAUCACUCAUCAAAUCGACAUCUCACUCUCAGCCCUCUUCUUUCGCUAGAAGCUUUUCUCGAAUUUCACAAUUACCAGUGGAGUUGAGCAGCGUGGAAUCGAUGAUGCCGUUGCACAGUGCGAUAGCCUCAGCUCGCUUGAGAUCAUGCUUGUCGACUGAGUCUCAGCGCUGGGGUUUAAUUCCUCAAGGCAUCUCAUUGCCUUUAUGA
This is a messenger RNA of Ilex paraguariensis (yerba mate), 456 nucleotides long. NCBI's taxonomy places the organism in Eukaryota, Viridiplantae, Streptophyta, Magnoliopsida, Aquifoliales, Aquifoliaceae. The record is from the annotation of a GenBank genome assembly.